Molecule: messenger RNA, 1725 nt
Organism: Orbicella faveolata
Lineage: Eukaryota; Metazoa; Cnidaria; Anthozoa; Scleractinia; Merulinidae
Product: flotillin-2a-like
Source: RefSeq, a predicted model, not a curated record
UCGUGUUAUUUUAAAAUAGCUUAGCUUCCUUGUGACGUUGUGUGAAGCCGGAUGAAUUUAAUACGCCUCUAUAUACAUUCCGACAUACAACAAUGAUUAACUCGUUCGGGAAUGUCAAAUAUUUGCCGAUAAUUCCAUCAUUCUCGACUUUAUAAUGCCAUGCCAUACCUUGUGCGGCCUGAAUAGAAGUGUUAUCAAUAAACGGCUGAUAUUCGGUCGUGAAGAAUAUUAUUCUAAGUUAAACUGAGCGAGCCUUUCUCGCAGUCAGACUCGAGACUCGAGACUCAGGUCAGCUUACCGCACAUUAUUUGGUCUGAAAGGUAAAUAAUUCGUUGAACUGCACAGUGGAAAGGCGAAAUCGAACUUAAACAUCUGAAGAAUGGGAAACUGUCACAUGGCAAGCGAUAGAGAGGCUGUCGUUGUGUCAGGGGGAUGUUGUAUUCCCAGGACUCAGAAGUAUAAGGCCGUGGCAGGAAACUGGAAAUGUUUGUGGGCCUGGGCAGGACUGAGUAAAGUUGACAGGUUAACUCUGGACGUGUUAACAUUCAAAAAGGUUUUCAAGAGUGUGAAAACGGCGCGAGGCAGGCAUGUUUCAGUGUCAGUUAUAACCGAGGUACAAGUCAUGCAGGAUCUGCAGCACUUUGCACGAGCUAGCGAUUACUUCCUGGGAAAGACAACCGACGAAAUAGCAGAAGUUAUCCUUCAUGUUCUGGAAGCACACGUGCGUGACAUCUAUGAGCAUGUAGCUUUGAAAUACAUCGAAGAAGAUUCAAACCACUUUUCAGGAAGAAUACAAAAGGCGGCCACUCCUGACGUGUGGGACCUGGGAGUGUUGAUUCAUAACUUGUUCAUCACAGACGUGACUCGAGAGGAAAUGUAGUGCUUAUUCUAAUGGCUGAUGAACACAAGGACGUUUUCAUUGGUUCGUACAUGCAGUAUCAAGAUGAAGCCUGACUCUUGACGAGUCCGCUGGUUACGUGUAUGCCAUUUGUUGCGUGACCGCGUUAACGAGCACCUGAUAACGCUACACGAAUUCUAGUUAGAACUUUAAAACCUGAGAGUAAACGUUUCCAUUCUCCCAAACUGCUAACACAUUAUUUCGUAUAAGACAGAGUUGUUCAAUAACUCGCGUCUCCCUGUUGCAUUUCCAAGACAGCAACUCUUGGUAGCUCAGUACCCGUAUAUAAUUGGGAACCUACUGUUCCUUAAUGAAGCUAUACCGGCACACGUUUCUUUAACAUGAUGACUAGACUAAACGCAUUUCGUCCGUCCACGUUUUUUCUUUGCCUGUAUACAACCACCCACUUUUCCUAGAGAAACUGGCGGAGGCGCGUACACCUCCCCUCUCCCCAUCCCCUCCCCCCAAUCACCGAUAUUCUUCAGGAGAGUGAGAUACUGAACACGGGCUACCUGUUUUGUUUCUUGUUAGGUUUUUUGAGCUGUGAAUAUAUUGUCAUUCCUGACCCUAACUCUUUGUUAGCCGGGCAUGUAUACAUGUAUAUACGCUUUCAGUCUCGAGUUAUAAAAAAUAGCUUUUCGUUUAAGAGAAUAUUUAAUAAGAGUAUAAAUUAUAAAUAAACGCCAAUUGUACUGCAAGAAUCCAUACGUACUAGCUAGGAAAUACUCUACAGAAAGCAUAACCAUGUAGACUGUACCAUCUAACGAUUAUAUUUGAGUUCGCUUAAAUACAAAAGAUUUUAAAAUCAAUUAAAAAGUAGAAAAAAA